Messenger RNA from Mycena citricolor, 3241 nucleotides. The record is from the annotation of a GenBank genome assembly. NCBI's taxonomy places the organism in Eukaryota, Fungi, Basidiomycota, Agaricomycetes, Agaricales, Mycenaceae.
GUAUCCAUCUGCCUAACCCAAGUGGCUCAUCAACCUGUCCAAGACAGCAAGAAAACAGCCUAGUGCAUCGAAAUUUCGUCCGAAUAAUACCUGUGUGUAUGAAAGACACGGAAACGCUUUCAGACUCUACUCGACUGGUCUUGAAACUUGACUCUUCAUAUUUAUAUCCAGCCACCAAAGCAUUUCCCAGGGAUAUCCAACCGCGCUCAAAGGACAAGCGCAUCCGACACAGCGACGAUCGAGGCUCAGUCAGCUGGCGGCCGAUCCCCGGCGAACAAGGGAGCAUUCAGCGCCACAUCUGAGCCCAACUUGAAUGAAUCGGCUGUCUGCUUGACUCCAGAGAGACACCAACGCGUUUGAGGCGGGCUAUAGACAGAUCCGUGGCAGGCGUGGAAAUACUCUGCGCGGGACCUGCCCCAAUUCCGGGAUACCGUCUGAUGCACAUAGCAGUGCCUUGAUUUGACAGAGUAACAAGCCGACACGCCUUUGCCUCAGACUAUCAAGCAUCUCAUAUCUGGAAACACGAACAGGAAGGCGGGUCGCCGACUGCCGGUGAUCACAAGGAUUGGAAGAAUGGCGGUGAUCGUCGUCUCGGAUGGAAGUUGAUCAAAAACUUUGAAGUAAAGCGGGUGUGGGUGGGCCUCCUAGACUCGAAGCUCUGCACGCCACAGAAUGAGGCUCAGGUCGAAGCUUAUAUCAUCGGAAACACACAGGAGAAAGGUCGGAGGCAUAUAGCGCUUACUCAGAGGGAGGCAGUAAGAAGCAAGGGUUGGAAAGGGCUGGAGAGCAGGACUGGAAGACAUGGUUCAGGCACGAUCAGAAGCGAUUAAAGUUGCCAUGGGUUGCAUGUUCUCCGGGUCUCGAAUGAUGCAAGCUCGAUGAUUUCCACGAGCUUUCCCAGAAGAUCUCGAGUUCAUCAUCACAGGCUCCUACCGAUGGAGGAAACUCCAUUCCCCGAUAGACUGCUGCCCGAGGGUGUGGGAGAGCCCGAGGCGAUCGGCGGAUUGUUGCUUUCCUUUCACCGCCGAUGCUUACAGGCUGAGAGGAUGUUUGUAGUGUGAAGAUCAGGCACGGAGGGCGGCGCUUGGCGGCAGCAAGCGGCAGCAGAUCGCAUCACGUGAUUAUCGCAUUCGCCAGAUAUUUAUCGCUCUUACAUCGCUCAACCGUUCGACAACUUCCUAUAGAUAGUCACUAGCCAACGUACGCGGUCACGGUCCACGUCUCCAUACCUCUCGGACUUCCUUCUACCUCCUUCCAACGUUCCAGACAGCUGUCCUGAUUCGUCGAAGCAAUGCCGCCUUCCGAUGACCCAUUGGACGCUGUGCUCCGACCCCCUCCAGACGAAACAGAGGAACAAGCCGCAAUCCGACUUGAGAGAGAAGACCUUGCGCGGAAAGUCAGCGCGAAGAUAGAUGCAGAUAUUAGGGCGGAGCGGCAAGCGAGGAAGAAGAAGCGUAUUGUGCGGCUACUUUUACUGGGCCAGAGCGAGAGCGGGAAAAGCACGACUCUCCGACAAUUUCAACGUUUAUAUACCCCGACUGCUUUCAGGGCAGAACGAGUGCACUGGCGGGCUGUGAUCCAGCUGAAUAUCGUCCGUUCGAUACACACUAUUCUCGAGGCUUUGGCGGAAUCCUCUGCCAUUCCGAUACCAGGACGUGCACGCGGUCGACGACGUUCUACUUCCCUCCACGCGUUCGCAUCUUCUUCGCCUGGAGCCGGUCCCUCCACGAUACCUCUAAGCAUCUCUCCAGAUGUCGCACCUUCCUACUACGAUGGAGGGGGAGGCGAAUUCGCAUUUAACGGCGUUGACUCUGAUCCCGAUAGCGACCCAGAAAGCGCAUACGAGCGAUUCGCGAUCCAUCCCCCUCAGCAAACUGCCGCGGCCUAUGAUGGGUAUUCCAUGCGCCUUCUCCCGUUACGGCAUGUCGAGGCGCUGCUUAUCGCGCGGCUGGUUCCUGCGCACGAAGACGAGCCGACCCAUCUGCCAGGGCGCGGGCCUGAUUCGAUCAGCUCCAAUAGCAGCGGGGAGAUCUUCGUUCGGCCUGGGAACCGAUGGAAAAGCGCUCGGAGACGGUCCCCGGACCCAGUGCCACGCGACGAAGUGCAAGACACACUGCAUUCCUGUUCGCAGGUCAUGCAGGGUCUCUGGCUUGACACUGAUGUCAGGAACGUGCUUAAGCGGAGGAAGAUCCGACUCGAGGAGGGCCCCGGCUUUUUUCUGAAUGACCUCGCACGCGUGACAGCACCUAACUACCUACCAACUGACGAUGACGUCUUACGAGCUCGACUGAAAACCGUCGGGGUCAGCGAAUACAUGUUUGAGAUGGAGGUUCCGACGGGCCGGGAGACUGGCGCAGAAUGGCGGAUAGUCGAUGUUGGAGGAAGCCGAAGUCAGCGAGCGACUUGGGUUCCCUUCUUUGACGAUGUGGACGCCAUCAUUUUCCUUGCACCUAUCUCGGGCUUUGACCAGGUCCUUUCCGAAGAUCGGACUGUCAACCGUUUGGAAGACUCUGUGCUUCUUUGGAAAGCCCUCUGCGGCAACAAGUUAUUGGCUGCCGUCGAUAUCGUCCUGUUCUUGAACAAAUGCGACAUCCUCGAGGCCAAGCUCAAGGCUGGUAUUCGACUUGCCAAGUAUGUCAAGAGCUAUGCAGACAGGGAGAACACGGUCGACGCCGUCAGCUCUUAUCUCAGAAGCAAGUUCAGUGCGAUUCACCGAGAAAGCUCGCCCAGUCCACGCAAGUUCUAUGCCUUUUGCACCAGUGUCACGGACACUGCCACGACCGGUGGCAUCAUUGCGAGUGGUGAGCUGUCUCGGCUCUGUGUCCGUUUCAAGUGCUUGACGACGCUCCAGUCCGUGAUAUGGUGGUUCGACAGCAUCUGAAGCAGUCUAAGCUCCUCUGAGCACGCGGUUGUCAUCUCCACAGCAAUUGUGCUACUUUCACGUGGGCGCGGUCGGAUCUUUCAUAUGCUGCUGUCUCGAGCGCUUUUUCUCUCCGAAAUACCCACCUGCUGCCGACCGUCGCUCCCUCCUUGCUGUCGAUUUCUGAAAUGUUGUUCGUUGUUGUCGAGAUGUCCGUCACAUGCUGUCCGUUAUCAUUUUGGGCUUAUUUUUGGGAUAUAUUGUAUGCCGUAGAUGCUCUAAUGCACGCUGUAUUUUACGCCCCGUCUAUUUACCUCGCGCGUCUAGACUCUCUGUCCGAACAUGCACAGCCAUUCGGGCAAAGGAUGUGCCCAGAGCGCA